Molecule: messenger RNA, 4857 nt
Organism: Cyphellophora europaea CBS 101466
Lineage: Eukaryota; Fungi; Ascomycota; Eurotiomycetes; Chaetothyriales; Cyphellophoraceae
Exons: 3
Coding region: 1-4857 (1618 amino acids)
Biological process (GO): barbed-end actin filament capping; actin filament severing
Molecular function (GO): phosphatidylinositol-4,5-bisphosphate binding; actin filament binding
Source: RefSeq, a predicted model, not a curated record
AUGAGCGCGUCAAGAGAUGGCUCCGAAGAUGUCGACCAAUUUCUGGCCAGGAUCGCGAGUCUAAGCAAGAAGACUGACAGCGAUGCUGAUCAGGCGCGGAGAUCGGAGGAGCAGAUGAUGCUGGCCAAAAGAGAGCGGCAAGCCCGACGAGCAGAGCGCGCACGGUCGAUAUCACCCGUCAAGACCGGCCCCGCGGCCCCGUUAUCCUUGCCCUCUACUCCUGGCGCCGACCGAAGGAUUGACCCUCCUGUCAGUCUAACUCCUCGAUCACGAGCUCAAACACUGAGACGGCCAGAUGAGAGCCCAAGUCGUACAGGCCGACCACAAUCGCCGCUAAGUGUUGAGCAAGACCGGUCGCUGCCACAGACCCCUCAAGACAAACCCGACUCCCCAUCCUUACAACCCGUCAACGCUACAGCUUUGUCGCGAAGCGGCACUCUGUCGUGGCAGCAGAGACCUACUUCACGUGGUAUCGGUUCAGUGCGCUCUCGCCCGCUUUCGGGUUCUCGUGGAUCUUCGAGAGGCCCGGCGGAAAACGCUCCCACGACUGCAGAGAAAGGCGGGCAAGAAUCUCCUUCGCGGAAAGAUAUUGCAGCGGCAUUGGGUUCGAAAGAUCCGGCAUGGUUCCGACAAACACAAGAUCGAGGCAUUGGGUCUGCAGCGUACCGAAAGUCCGAACAAGACGAUGUUGUGCUCUCGGCACGUUCUUCCCAGGGCAUGAGACUGCCAGGCAUGGCUUCGGGAACGACCGAGGACCGAUUCACACCAACCUUCACUCCGUCCGAGCCUGCCAAAGAGCACAGCGAAAGUGAGCUAUUUGGAAAGAGAGCAUCUGUACCGCAGUCUCCCCGCAAACAUCCAGCCGCGGCAUAUGUUUCCAACCCCGGUCCAGCCCCCUCGCUCUCUCCCACUGAACCAUCGUUGCCCCACGAGGAGCAUGUCCUGGAUCACGGCCCUUCAGACCAAGAGAACAGCUCAGGUCAGCCUUCGAGUACUUUUGGCUCGAUGGGCCGGCCCCCUUCUCCAACUAAAGGUCUUGGUGGCUUCGUUCAGAGCGCUAUGAUGCGGAGAAACGACAGUGUCAGCAAGAGAUGGAGCGUGCAGGCGCAUGCUGGCCUAAAGAGAGGGGACUCUGUUGCGAGCAACCGGCCAGUAUUCAAUCCUCCUACUCCCGGUGUCCCUUCUCUCGGCCAUGCGCGCACACUUUCACGGGACCCACGACUGGCUCGCGACGGAACCGCUUCGCCGCAGAGUUCCUCUCGGCCGUCCUCUAGCCAUGCUGAAGAAGCGUCGAUCCAACCCUCCAUCCAAAAAUCAAAGUCAGAGCCGCACGGCUUGGUCGCGCCGCCCUCCAACCGAGCUUCAGUGCCCUCGCAACCGGCCCCGGCAGACGGCCAGGAAGAUUCCAAAUUGAGUCGGAGUCCUUCCAAGACUAUGGACCCCCGGCGGUGGAGCCCUACGAAAGCGAGCUGGCUCGAGAGUGCCCUCUCCAAGCCCGAAUCCCCGCGUUUCUCGCCUACCAAAGAAGAGCCGCCCGCAUGGAAAAUCGGGCUGCAGCGAUCAAAGAGCCAGAAAGAUCUUGCAGACACCGAGAGUCAACCCACUUCAUUUGACCCUGUCAAUACAGGUGGUCUUCUGCGCUCACCAACUCUAGGCGCAACAACGAAGCCGCUUGAUCUUCAACCAAAGCCUUCUCCAGUACUGAGUCCCACGAAGGCCACGCUGGAUGCCGGCAAAUCCACGAUUUUGGAAGACAAGCCGCCUGUGGAAGCAGAAACUCUUCCAGAGACCGCCUCAAAGCUAUCCGUGAACCAGACCAGGAAGUUUGCGGACGAAAUUACGCCUAGUUCUGAUUCAGCUCUGCAACAUACUCAGAAAGCUAACGACGGUAAACCUGACCCUCGAGAAAGCAUGGACAAGAAACCACCUGCGCUGAAACCAAAACCUCAGACACCACCGAAGACUGACUUCCGUGCCAACCUCAAAAGCCGCCAGACUGGCUCGGCCACAGCCAACUCUGACGAGCCAGAGUUCAAGUCCGUGUUUGGCAAGCUAAAGAAGGCGGAGACCAAGAAUUAUGUGGCUCCUGACACAUUGAAGGACAACAUCACGCGCGGUAAAUCGGGUUUGAAUAUUACAGGCGGCCCGCAGCCGCGCAAGCGUGUGGACGAGUUCAAAGAGAGCAUUCUCGCGCAGAAGGAGGCGAUGAAAGCAGGAGCUGGGACGGCCCACAAACGGUCAGAUUCAAGGGAUGCUUCCCCCGAAAAACCAGCGCAAGAUCUACCAGAAGCUCUGAGAAGACGCAACACGUUACACAAGUCCAAGAUUUCCACUGAUAAGCCAAUCAUCAGUACUGCAGAGCUCCCGACCCAGCAGCCGCAACCGCCCAUCAAAUCUCGAAACCUGUCAUCAACUCCGAUUGAAAAAGAGAAAGUGUCUCCUAAGCCAGUUGACAAGCCUCUCGAGAAGUCGUUGACUAAAGGUUCUGAAACUGUUGUCGAGAAGUUCCCUGAGAGCCUCUCUGAACGAGCAUCAGCGGCUGCGACCCCUGUGCCCCAUUCGAAACCAUUGGAGAGCAAGCCUAUCGAGGUUCAUAAAGAACCGGAGACUACCCUAUCUCGCACAACUACAAAGACAUCAGAGAGCAGCUCCCAUGGCCUUGCGGCCGGUACCCAAUCACUAGUCACAGGCGGCGCUUUGCAACUGAAGAAAACCACUUCUGGUGGAUUGGCAGCUAGACUUAAUCCUGCGCUUGCAGGGCUCAUCGCACGCGGGAACAGUCCUAAGCCGUCUGGAGAAUCUGGCUCCGCUGGAGAAGCGUCCAGUGACAUGCCCAUGUUAGUUGGAAAUGCCAAUACCGGAAAGACUGAAGACCCAGCCAACUUAACUCACAUGACCAAAGGGCGCGCCAAAGGGCCAAAGCGUAGAGCCCCCAAAGCCGACCCGCCUGCCGAGCAAGAGGCGGCUGUUUCGAUGAACCCAACUACGCUGCUUGGGGAAGUCGAUAUCAAGAACGCAAAUCGUAGCCCCGUAAAGUCGAACUUUACGGAAAGUCGUACCGCCUUCGUUACGAGACCCCUAACGCCCAAGGUAGAAGCGGUCAGCCGUGAGCCAAAGCAGAAGCCUGUCGCAAAGCUUCGUGAUGCUCAACACCCAAAGACACCUCCCGCCGUGUCGUCGAAGUCUCCAGAAUUGCGGCGAAUAUCGAACCAGUCUCCUGUCCCAGAAGAUAAAGUUGAGUCGCUACCGGUUGUGGCCACCAAGUCCCCCGAGCUUCGUCGCAUUUCGAACAACUCGCCCGUACCUAUCGAGAAAGCUGAGCCAUUGCCACCCAAAACUUCACCGAAAAAGAACUUCAAUAUCGCCACGGACGGCACCGUGCGAGAAGCCACCCCGUCGAAGUCCACCGCUGCCAUGCCUCUGACUCCCAGUAGGAGUAAGUUGAACUCGCCUCGGCCCCAGCAACCUUCUGAUGAGGCUGCAGGCUCUCAACUUGGCGACAAGAAGCCGAAGCCCCCUGGCUUGGGCCUGCAAUUUGGCUUCCCAGCCACGGCGGCUGUCAAGACACAGGAAUUGACGCCACCUCCCGAAAGGGACCUCAAAACAUCCGCCCUCGUCGAUACACGUAAGCCCAACACGGCGGUCUCCCCAACCCGUCAGGCUCUUGAGGCCUUCUUCACUCCCGUACCUCGCUCCGAUGAGAAAGCCGACUUUGAUACCGAAACCAUCCUCAACGUGACCUCAGCUGCCCCCGAGCGCCCAAAAACUCUCAACAGUCAAGUCUUCGAAAUCACAGGCGAUGGUAAGAAAACUCUCCUCUCCCCAGGUCAGGAGCAUGUUUUCUUCGAAGAAAGCAUGUACCUCGUCGUCCACACUUUUGAAGCUUCAGCAAAGAAGGUCACGGAGGUCUAUAUCUGGGCCGGUGACGCUAUCUCUGCCUCCGCCCUCGAAGAUGCGCAGAUCUUCUGCCGCAAAGUUGCCCGGGAGAAUUCAGCCAAGCUUCUCGUAAUGAAGCAAGGCAAGGAGAGCGGUAACUUUUUCUCUGCGGUUGGCGGCAUCCUUGUCACUCGCAAGAACAAGAGCGCGGCAUUAUAUAUGUUGUGCGGGCGGCGGCAUGCUGGGCAUGUGGCUUUCGACGAAGUCGGGUAUUCUUCCGAAGCGUUGUGUUCAGGCUUCCCGUUUCUUAUCUCUGCCAAGUUUGGCAAGCUCUAUCUCUGGAAGGGCCAGGGCUCUGGAGCAGACGAGAUUGGCGCUGCACGUCUUAUCGGCAUGGAUCUCGGCUUGACAGGCGAGAUCGAAGAGGUGUCGGAAGGGAAGGAGCCUGCGGCAUUCUGGGAGAGCUUCUCUGCGCCCAACGCAAAGACACUGUUCAAGCCCAGCGAUAUUUGGGCGAUGAGGAGCAUGGACGAGAAGAAUGGCUUCCCCUGCAAGCUGUACCGACUGGAGUUCGAGCGCCCAAAGAGCAGUGGAGGUUUCUGGGGGUUGAGAGCAACGAGUCCGAGCAAGCCUUCCAAUAAAGCAACACUGACGGAGAUUCCCUCGUUCACGCAGGCGGAUCUGACAGACGAUGGAGUAUUUGUACUGGACGCGUGGGCUAGUAUCUAUGUGUAUGUCUCCCCUAUCCCAGGCUCUCAAGCAAAAGCUGCCGAGUUCUCGACGGCGCUGCACAUCGCGCAGGAGAUCGCUGUGCUGACGCCGUCAAUGCAAGACCGCGCGCUCCUGCCGAGCUGCGAGGUCGUGUUUGGGCCGCUUCCCAGAGAGGUACGGGCCGCCUUCAGAAAAUUCGUGCCUGAGAACGGCAUCGAUGGAGAGGCGAAGGUGUUUGAAGUGGCGGAGGUGCUGAGCGCUUUGGAUUGA